This is a messenger RNA of Plutella xylostella (diamondback moth), 2727 nucleotides long. The record is from RefSeq and is a predicted model, not a curated record. Lineage: Eukaryota; Metazoa; Arthropoda; Insecta; Lepidoptera; Plutellidae.
GGAUGGCCAACCUCAUUCGCCAGUCACUACCAGCAUUCGCGCACCGCGUACGUUUCUGUCAACAAAACGCAAUUUUUUAUUUAUUAAUUAAGACUAAAAAACUAAAACCUCCUUGCUAUCAGGCAACGAGGGACGCGCGUGGAUUGUCGUUUUAAAAAUUCGGAACGCAGCCGAAUUGUGUCAGUGUGUGUGAGUGUGUACCUACGUAGGUGUGUAACGCCUAUGUAGUUGGUUGUUCGUUGUUUAUUUCGGGAAAUGGAGGAGCUUUUCGGACUUUUCUUCGGAUGCGUGUGAAGUGAUGGCGUAGAAGAAAAUUCAAGAUGGCGGCGGUCUCCACCACGGUGCACCACGUGCAGCCAAUCAAGACCUUAGAGCAGAGCGACGAAGAGCCAUAUUCCCCCAACACGCGAGACACCACCACACCCGACUACCAAGAAGACGAAAAGACCGAGGAAAGACCUCUCACCUCCUCUUUCUCCAUACACAACGUCCUCAAGAAAGAAAGGGACAGCAAUAGCCCAGACAAUGUCUUUUCAACGGACAAGCUUCUCCAAAGCACUCCGAAUUUCGACCAAUCAUCGCCCAGAAACUCCCAAGACAGUCUGAAUAGUCCACGGUUUGACAACGAAGAUCACAAUUCAAAUUCAGAAUCUGUCAGAGCGGAAAUCAGUGUAGACGAUGACGUGUCAUGCUGUAGCGAUGAUACUGUCUUGUCUGUUGGCAACGAAGCGCAACUUUCUUAUAAUUCGCCGUCUGAAAGCGCGAAAUCCUUGCCAGCCAGCCCUGGAACUCCUCCUAACAACCUCACCUCGUUCAAACAUAUACAAACUCAUUUGAACGCAAUCUCACAGCUAAGUCAGAACAUUAACAUGAACCAGCCAUUAUUAUUACGCCCCAACCCGAUCUCACCUAACCCGCUUAUGUUCUUAAACCAACCUCAUUUGUUAUUUCAAAACCCUCUCCUCGGCCAGGAUGUGAAAGGAGGUCUGUUACCGAGCAGAAUCCCGAUCCCUAAUCCGAAUUUAAACUUAAGUCCACCUCCUUCGAACCCAUUCGGGCAGUUGAACUUUUUGCGCAACCCGAAGACCCAAGAAUUACGCAACAACCGAAACUUGGACGAAAACCGCCGCUACCAGCCGAAAUCCCCAGAAAACGAGUCCCACUUAAACAUCCUCAACCAAAGCUGUCUAAAAUUCAGCAUAGACAACAUCCUAAAAGCGGAUUUCGGGCGUCGAAUAACGGAUCCUUUGACGAAGCGGAAGAAUUUCAAAAACCGAACGGAAGCGCCGAAGAGUUGUCCAAAGGAGGUCGCGAAAGAAGUUCCUUGUUCCGAGGCGCGGGUGCCGGAUGUGAAGGGGGGUGCUAUAGACUUGUCGAAGGUGGAUGAAGGGGCCAGUAACCAAGGCAGUACCACCAGCAGUACCAGUGGCGAUGGCCCCAUGGUGUGGCCAGCCUGGGUCUACUGCACCCGCUACAGCGACCGACCUAGUUCUGGACGAAGUCCGCGCACCCGGCGGCCCAAGAAGCCCCCCGGAGAGGUGCAGAACGACGAGAAGCGACCCCGGACAGCCUUCUCCGGGCCACAGCUGGCCAGGCUAAAGCACGAGUUCGCGGAGAACCGCUACCUGACGGAGCGGCGGCGCCAGGCGCUGGCCGCGGAGCUGGGCCUGGCCGAGGCGCAGAUCAAGAUCUGGUUCCAGAACAAGCGAGCCAAGAUCAAGAAGGCAUCAGGACAGAGGAACCCACUAGCCUUGCAGCUGAUGGCACAAGGACUGUACAACCACAGUACGGUACCGUUGACGAGAGAAGAGGAGGAAUUGGAAAUGAAGGCAAGAGAGAGGGAUGCAGCUAGGGGCGCACCUCCGUAGUUGAAGGGAGACUAGUGUUUUUAAAUGUGACGGUAGAGCAAGGAGGUUGAAGGACUUUUGUAGACUGCCAGUGUUUGUGAAUGUGUUUUGAAGACAUUAUUCUGAUAUCUUGCACACGGUGUAGUUGUACGUUCUUUUUUCAAAAAUAGACUUUUUCUACGAAACUUUUGUUUCUUUUGUAAUACAUCAGCCAUGAGUAACUGUCAUGCUUAGAAGAAUAAUUUGUAAGGUUUGUAAAUAAUAAUGUUUUACUGUUUUCAUUUUCACUUCUUAUGAGAAUCACACGAAUAUGUUUUAUCUAAUCUUGUAAUAAAUAUCUACGUAAUACUACUAUAUUAGACUCCUAUUAGAAUAUUUAUGCUGUAAAUACUUAGCGUUUUUAUCACGAAAACGAAACAAAAUUUGUAAAAAAUAGAGUAUUAUUCACAAACGUAUUCAAGAUGUAAGUAAAGAGGGUAUUGCAAAAAGUGUAAGUGCCAAUUUCGCCUUAGUGGGUUAGAGCAUAACCAGGGAUUAUUGCUUGACUUUUGACACACCUGUCUAGAAUUUAAUAUGGAGAUGACGUAUAAUUGGUCAACCUUUCCCUGGUUACGAUCUAACCGACUAUGGAGAAAUUGGAGCUAAGUCUUAUGUCUUAUUAGAAAAGUUUUCAGAGUGAUCAUCGAUCGACCCAUUACAGUCACCCCCUUUCUGCUUGCUAUAGGUACCACUUUUGUAACAUUCUGUAACGUACUCAAUGACAAAGGAAUAAAGAGAGGACCUGGCAUAAAAAUCGGUACUUAAAAAUAUAUCGUCGUCUCUUUUUAACUUAUUGGUGUUAUCCUACGUAAAAAAGGACAACAGUAGUUUUGUCUUUGCC